Molecule: messenger RNA, 1038 nt
Organism: Dufourea novaeangliae
Lineage: Eukaryota; Metazoa; Arthropoda; Insecta; Hymenoptera; Halictidae
Exons: 5
Coding region: 37-1038 (333 amino acids)
Source: RefSeq, a predicted model, not a curated record
AACUGUUUUGCAAGAUCUAGAUCGUUUAAUACAAAAAUGGCAGCUUUUGGACCCUACACUAUUUGUCCUUUUGACAAAUCUCAUCACAUUAUUGAUGGAAGAAUUCAAACACACUUGGUCAAAUGCCGUAAAAAUUAUCCAAAAGAUGCUAAAGUUAUGUGUCCCUUUGAUACUGUACAUAUGAUAGACCCAGAAGAAUACGAGCAUCAUCUUUCAAUAUGCCCAACAAGUGGAAAUGUAAGAUGUUAUGAGAAUUCAUUUGAACCAGAAAUAAGCAAAGGAACAGUGUCUCUAAAAGAUGCAUGUAAUCAGCAGACAAAUACACUUGAUGAUGAAGAUUGGUGUGGAAGUAAUCCAACAUAUAAUCCAUUGGUCGCCUCCGAAACUAAAAAUGUAGUAAGGACAGCAGUAGGCUUAUCAAAAGCUAAGAAGAAACAAUUCAAACAUUCUGAGAGAGACAGAAUAGCUAAACUAGAAAAGAACCAAAGUAAAACUAGCAUUCACAAAAAUAGCUUUGUACAAAAACAACCAGACUUAGAAGCACCAUUACGAGUCCCUAAAAAAGCUGCCAAAGCAAUGUCUUAUAACCAGAACUUGAACAAAGUUCAUAACAAAUCUUACAUUGACAAUCUAGUUUCCAAAUUAAAAGAAGUUUCUUUGGAGAAUAAUAAUAAUACUUUACAAAAAGGUUCUCAGGAAAGUAGUGCAAAUAAUACAUUCGAUGAGAAGAGUAAUGGUACCUUGCAAAAUGGAAAGAAAAACGCCAGUAAAGAAAUAAAAGUGAUACAUAAUAACAUUAAAGCUGAAAAAAAACCCCUAGAACCAAAAAUUCAAAACAAUACUCUUCAUCAGACUUUGGGUAAAGGGAAAAACAUACGUGUAAAUUCUAAAAUAGCGGCUACCUUUGGAGAAGCGAGGAAAGUCAGCACAGGAAGAGGAUUUACUAUAGCCUAUCAACAGAUAAAAAGUGAAAUUUCCAACAACCAAGAAAGCGGAAAUUUCGAAGAUUUGAGCGCUAUGUUUUUUGAUGAAGAAUAG